This is a messenger RNA of Enterobius vermicularis (human pinworm), 1131 nucleotides long. The record is from the annotation of a GenBank genome assembly. Lineage: Eukaryota; Metazoa; Nematoda; Chromadorea; Rhabditida; Oxyuridae.
AUGUGUGACGAAGAAGUUGCGGCCCUUGUAGUUGACAAUGGAUCUGGUAUGUGCAAAGCUGGUUUUGCUGGUGAUGAUGCACCAAGAGCCGUCUUCCCGUCCAUUGUAGGACGACCCAGGCAUCAGGGAGUCAUGGUUGGUAUGGGUCAAAAAGACUCCUACGUGGGUGAUGAAGCCCAAUCAAAACGUGGUAUCUUGACUUUAAAAUACCCAAUUGAGCACGGCAUUGUCACAAACUGGGACGAUAUGGAAAAAAUCUGGCAUCACACCUUCUAUAAUGAGUUGCGUGUUGCUCCUGAAGAACAUCCAGUCUUGCUUACAGAAGCUCCCCUUAACCCCAAAGCAAACAGGGAAAAGAUGACUCAGAUUAUGUUUGAAACCUUUAAUACCCCAGCCAUGUACGUCGCCAUUCAAGCCGUUCUUUCCUUAUACGCUUCAGGUCGUACUACCGGUGUAGUUCUUGACUCAGGAGAUGGCGUUACUCAUACUGUUCCUAUUUAUGAAGGUUAUGCUCUGCCCCACGCUAUCCUCCGUUUGGAUCUGGCCGGUAGAGAUCUUACUGACUACUUGAUGAAGAUCCUAACAGAACGUGGUUACUCGUUCACAACCACGGCUGAACGUGAAAUUGUUCGAGACAUUAAAGAAAAGCUUUGCUAUGUUGCUCUUGACUUUGAGCAGGAAAUGGCAACUGCUGCCUCGUCAUCGUCAUUGGAAAAAUCAUACGAAUUACCUGAUGGUCAAGUAAUCACUGUUGGUAAUGAAAGGUUCCGAUGCCCAGAAGCUUUGUUCCAGCCUUCCUUCAUUGGUAUGGAAUCUGCUGGUAUCCAUGAAACCUCAUACAACAGCAUCAUGAAAUGUGAUAUCGAUAUUCGAAAAGAUCUGUACGCUAAUACCGUUCUUUCUGGUGGAUCUACCAUGUACCCUGGUAUUGCUGACCGUAUGCAAAAGGAAAUCACCGCUUUGGCUCCAAGCACAAUGAAGAUUAAGAUUAUUGCACCACCCGAACGCAAAUAUUCAGUGUGGAUCGGUGGCUCUAUUCUUGCUUCCCUGUCUACCUUCCAACAGAUGUGGAUUUCGAAGCAGGAAUAUGAUGAAUCUGGACCUUCAAUCGUUCACCGUAAAUGCUUCUAA